Gopherus evgoodei (Goodes thornscrub tortoise) is the source of this 3299-nucleotide messenger RNA. It is a transcript of the gene SLAIN1, whose product is annotated as SLAIN motif family member 1. Gene Ontology annotation, cellular component: microtubule plus-end. Bases 1 to 1641 code for a protein of 546 amino acids. Gene Ontology annotation, biological process: cytoplasmic microtubule organization; microtubule nucleation; positive regulation of microtubule polymerization. NCBI's taxonomy places the organism in Eukaryota, Metazoa, Chordata, Testudines, Testudinidae. The record is from RefSeq and is a predicted model, not a curated record. The transcript has 7 exons.
AUGGAGGCUGCCUGGCUGCAGCCGCCGGCGAUGGCGGAGGUGCAGGCGGCCGGGCCCGGGGCGGGCUCGGUGGUGAGCGCCGAGCUGGAGGUGAAGAAGCUGCAGGAGCUGGUGCGGAAGCUGGAGAAGCAGAACGAGCAGCUGCGGAGCCGCGCGGCGGCCGCCGCCGCCCCCCCGACCCCGGCCAGCCCGCACCUGCUGUUACUCCCGCCGCCAGCCCCCGCCAUCGGCUCCCCCGCAGCGGCCGGGCGAGCCCCGAGCGGCAGCCCCGGGGCCCUGUGCAUGCCGAGCCCGGCGCCCACUCUCCUGUGCACCGCUAGCCUGGGCCCGCCGGAGCCCUUCGUCUAUUUCAAGCCCGCCCUGGCUGGCCUGGCCGCGGCAGCAGGAGGCGGGCAGGAGGCCGGGAGCAUCCCCGCGGCGGGGACAGCCACGGUGCUGGACGAGGUGGAGGUGCUGGACCUGGAGGACGGUGACUGCAGCCAGGACGAGGACACAUGGUUGUAUGUCUCGCCUACUAAGACCCUCACAUCGCAAGUGAAAUCAUUGAGUCCUCUGCAAUGGUGUAGACAUAUUCUGGAUCAUCCAACUCCUGAGAUAGAAGCUGCAAAACGUUCCCUAUGCUUUAGACUGGAACAAGGUUACAUUUCUAGAAGUUCUCCUCUCAGCCCGCAGUCAUCAAUAGACAGUGAACUGAGCACCUCCGAACUGGAGGAUGAUUCCAUCUCCAUGGGAUAUAAACUACAGGAUCUCACUGAUGUUCAGAUCAUGGCUCGACUGCAGGAAGAGAGUCUUAGACAAGAUUAUGCUUCUACUUCAGCAUCUGUAUCAAGACACAGCUCAAGUAUCUCUCUACAUUCAGGAAAGAAAGGGAUGGGCAGUGAUCAGGAAUAUGAUCGCUAUAGCCUUGAUGAUGAAGAAGAGUUUGAUCACCUGCCACCUCCACAGCCCCGACUUACUCGCUGUUCACCAUUCCAAAGAGGAAUUCCACACUCUCAAACUUUUUCCAGUAUUCGAGAGUGCAGGAGAAGCCCCACUUCACAGUAUUUCCCUCCAAAUAAUUAUCAGCAGCAGUAUUAUUCUCCUCAAGCCCAAACGCCAGAGCAGCAGCCAAAUAGGAUUAAUGGAGAUAAACUCAGAAGAAGUAUGCCUAACCUAGCUCGGAUGCCAAGUACUCCUACCAUUAAUAACAAUGCUAGCUCGCCAGUCUGUGUGAGGAACAGUCAAAGCUUUGAUUCCAGUUUACAUGGAGCUGGUAAUGGGAUUUCAAGAAUACAAUCUUGUAUUCCAUCUCCAGGACAACUUCAGCACAGAGUUCAUAGUGUGGGACAUUUUCCUGUGUCUGUCAGACAGCCUCUCAAAGCUACAGCGUAUGUAAGCCCAACUGUACAAGGCAGCAGUAGUAUUCCCUUAUCCAGCACCUUACAAUUAUAUUCUAACAGUGGAAUCCCCAUGCCAAACAAGACUGCAAAUCCUGGGACUGUAGGACGUAGUGCUCUUCCAAGACCAUCAUUGUCCCUAAGUGGGAGUAGUAUACCCAGGAGUAAAAUUGCACAGCCAGUACGAAGUUUUCUUCAGCCUCCAAAGCCUCUUUCUUCUCUUAGUACUCUACGAGAUGGAAAUUGGAGAGACGGCUGCUAUUGAUGUCGGAUGCCCCUGAACAACGGAAAAGAAAUAAUGUGGUUUCUCCUACCCAGCUGGCUGGGUAACUGUGUUACAGGAAGGGAAGGUCCCACAACACUAUUUUCAUUGAGUUUUAAUAUGUAAGAAUAUCCGUUAUACCCUGUCAUUUUUUAAAAAAUGAACAUUAUUAAAGACUAAAUAUUGCACUUAGUCAUUUGCCUGGAAAACUGCAGUGUUAUCAAACUAACAGUUGCUGUACUGUCAUUUAGAACUUAAGAAAUUUUUCUAUAUGUGCAAAAUAUCGGACUUACUUCCUUUGAGAGAGCUAAGAAAUACCACUAUUUCAGACAGCUUUGCCAUAUAGUAGGAUAAUUUAUUCAGUGUACUCUGUAAAGAUAUUAUGCAUUUUGUUGCAACUUUGGGGCCUAUGUUAUAUGCUUAGAAUUUUUUGUGUAUGUUUCCAAGAACUUUAUUUUUUGACUUAAUUCUGUUCACAUUUGCUUGAACCACAGACAGAGGAUUUAAUUUUUGUGUGUGCCAUAAAUAAUGAUUUUGUGGUAAUGUACUAUAUUUUAGCACUAGGAACAUAUCCUUUGAAACAAACCAUGGGCAAUAUGAAAGCAGUAAUUUUUAUGUUCCAAAGCACAAAAGAGUAAUAUUCACUGGAAACUCCAUACAGCUGGGUCAACAUAAUUUUGUCUUUCAUCCAUUUGUUCACAUAUUAAUUUAUUAUCCUAGUGUUUUGUAUUUAUAAUAGCAACAUAAAUCACAUUUCACUUAAAGGGUGCAAUGGUCACUAACCUACAGUUAAUUUUUCAAUACUUUAUUAUAGAAAAUAAAAUUGUAAUGUUUUAAUAAUGGUUGCUUAUGGGAAAUGAAUGAGUUUUAAUGCAAAUAAAUCUUUUUGAUAGACCUUUUACAAAAUCCAGUUGCACUAAUCAAUGCUUUCUUAUAUUGGCAUAUGAUUGAAUAUUUGAUUACAACUGUGUAUACUGCUGUUUUGGAAUGUUUCAGAAAUAAAUAGUCUAUUUCAGCAAUAUCAUGCUGUGCUUUAGUGUGCAAUGCAAACAUUGUGUUUGUGUUUGUAUCUGUUUUUCCCUCUAUCCAUGGCAUAACUUUUUAUUAUAACACUUAGCUACUGAAGAUUUUAUUAUUCAGCCUUUAGAACUCAUUGAAUUUUUUGCAAGAAUAUGCAAAUCUCCAAGGACAAUAAAAAUUGAAUCUAUUUUAGCCAAAUGUUGCUUAGAACACAUACAAAUUUCUUAUUGCUUUUGGAAAAUUAUAAAAUCUCUUGACCCAAAGCAAGGUCUACAAGUACACUGUUUUAGUUGUCCUAAUAAGAGUCAGAGCCCUUUGUAGUGUGAUUUUGCUACUGUGGAAUUGGUCUCAUAAAUGUGCAUUAGAGUAUCUGGCUUCCUUAAUUUGCUUUUAAAAGGUAGAAAUUUAUACUUAUGAGUAAAAUAUACCAAAUGUGAGUGAAUGUAUAAAACUGAUGGCAUCAUGUCUUCAUACAGCCAAAUACAAUAGCUCAGAGGUGCAAAAUGAAUUUUAACUAUUACAAAUCCCAAAUGGAUGAGCGUAGAAUUUUUACUCAAUUUUUACUCACUCAUUGAGUUUCACUCCGUUUUUUUUUAAAGUCAUCCUACAGAAGGUAAGAUUGAGAAUGGAGAAUCUGGGCU